UACUCCUGCACCUAUUGUCUAUUGUCUAUUGAAUAAAGACCCAGCCUGCUGCCCAACCUUUCUCUUUAGCCUGGACCCUUGAGUCCUGCUCUAUUUACUAAAUAUUAAGUUACAAACCUUUAUUAUCAAAUAUAAAGUUAAUGUCUUCCUUGAAAAGGUAAAGUUCGAUGAGAAGAUCUAUUCAAAGGUUUGACGUGUUCUCGAGUGUAUUCAUGUGUGUAUUUACGUAUAUAAUGGUAUAUGGACACACAGAUCUGUUUUGUAGUCAAUGCCUACUAUGUUCUGUUGUGCUGAAGCAAAGCAAGAAUGUCAUUGUCCUAUCAGGGACACAUGACAAUAAACUCUCUUGACUUGACUCUUGACUUGAGUCGCAUGUGUAGGUUUUUUUAAUCCCCAGCAGACGGUGAUUAGGAAAGUGGCGGUGGGUUGUAUAAUAUUCAGUCCGCCCCGACCCAGGACAACGCGGCUGAGAAUUGGAGACUGACUUCCAAGCAAACGCUGUCAGCUAAAACGAAGACCAUUAGUCUGAAGAAGGGUCUCUCUCAGUCUCACCCAUUGCUUCUCCCUCCAGAGGUGCUGCCUCUGCCUGUCCCGCGGGAGUUACUCCAGCAUUUUUUGUGUGUCUUGUUCCCUCCAGCGCACCCCUCCCCUCUUCAAACUCAACACUGAGUGAGUGGGGAGUCCCAACGCAUCCAGCUCUGGGGGUGACGGGGACUCGAUAACACUGGAGGAUAUCUGGUUGGGGCUUCGAUGUCAUAACUGGGGUGCUUGAGAGAGACAGAGAGAGAGGGAGAGACAGAGAGAGAGAGAGAGAGAGAGAGAGAGAGAGAGAGAGAGAGAGAGAGAGAGAGAGAGAGAGAGAGAGAGAGACAGAGAGAGAGAGAGAGAGAGGGAGAGAGACAGAGAGAGAGAGAGACAGAGAGAGGGAGAUCUUUGGCAAGAGGCGCCGACAAGGCGGAAUCACCAGCUUGUUCUACACUCCCUGCAAAACGCUUCACCUACAAGUCGCCAUAGAGUGAAAGUCAGCUUGUGGUGUCAUGGCAGACGAAGAGGCCUACGAAGACUACUACGACAAUGGAUCCUAUCAGCACGACAGAAACAGCACCAUCGACUAUUACGACUACAACCACGUGUGCGAGAAAGACGAUGUCAGGCGAUUUGCGAUGUAUUUCCUGCCGCCGUUCUACGCAGUGACCCUGGUGGCGGGCCUGGCUGGGAACGCAGUGGUGGUGGCCAUCUACGCCAAGUACAAGAGGAUGAGAAGCAAGACGGACCUGUACAUCAUGAACCUGGCCAUCGCCGAUCUGCUGCUGUUGGUCACUCUGCCCUUCUGGGCAGCCAACGCGGUCCACGGGUGGGUGUUCGGCGAGGCCAUGUGCAAGAUCUGCUCGGCGCUGUCGGAGAUGAACUUCUGCGCCGGCAUGCUGUUCUUGGCCUGCAUCAGCGUCGACCGCUACCUGGCGGUGUCCAGGGCGGCACGCCCGCCCACGGUGGGGAGGAAGGCCGGGCUGGCCUGCCUGGGCGUGUGGCUGGUGGCUCUGGGUCUCAGCGCCCCCGAUGUGGUUUUCUCCUCGGUGGUGGAGUCCCACGGCAGGCGGCAGUGCGUGCUCCUCUUCCCGCCGCACACGGCCACGGCGGCCAAGGCCACGGUGCGGGUGUUCGACAUCCUCCUGGCCUUUGCCGUGCCGUCGCUGGUGAUGCUGUACUGCUACACCGCCGUGGCCAAGGUGGUGUACCGGGGCACGGAGCGCAAGAUGCGCCGGGCGCUGCGGGUGCUCCUGGCCGUGGUGGGCGUCUUCUUCCUGACUCAGCUGCCCUACAACGUGGUCAAGUUCUGCCGCCUGCUCGACCUGAUCCACGCCCUCAUCCGGGACUGCGGGGCCAGCAAGAUGGUGGACGUGGCCACGCAGGUGACCGAGAGCAUCGCCCUCUUCCACUGUUGCCUCAACCCAAUCCUCUACGCCUUCAUGGGGGCCUCGUUCAGAGGCCACGUCCUGAAGGCGAUCAAGAGGAGCCGCUUCUGGCACCGGGACCAGGAGGUGGCCAUCGCCAUGGAGACCUCCUUCAACCUCAGCUCGCCCGACUCCGAGCACACGAGCAGCUUCUCCAUCUAGACUCGCCGCCAGCACACGGGGUCUGGCAGAAACAUAGAAACAUAGACAAUAGGUGCAGGAGAAGACCAUUCGGCCCUUCCUGCCUGCACCGCCAUUCAAUAUGAUCAUGGCUGAUCAUCCAACUCAGUAUCUUGUACCUGCCUUCUCUCCAUACCCCCUGAUCCCUUUAGCCACAAGGGCCACAUCUAACUCCCUCUUAAAUAUAGCCAAUGAACUAGCCUCAACUACCUUCUGUGGCAGAGAAUUCCACAGAUUCACCACUCUCUGUGUGAAAAAUGUUUUCCUCAUCUCGGUCCUAAAAGAUUUUCCCCUUAUCCUUAAACUGUGACCCCUUGUUCUGGACUUCCCCAACAUCGGGAACAAUCUUCCUGCAUCUAGCCUGUCCAACCCCUUAAGAAUUUUGUAAGUUUCUAUAAGAUCCCCCCUCAAUCUUCUAAAUUCUAGGGAGUACAAGCCGAGUCUAUCCAGUCUUUCUUCAUAUGAAAGUCCUGGCAUCCCAGGACUCCUGGGCAGAGUGCAGAACGACGCACAGCCCAAGAGCAGGCCCACCAGCCCACAAUGUCUCUGCAUCUCCAUACAUCCCUACUCUUCCCCAAGUCAACCCAUGGGUCAGACCCUUGGACUGAAGAGCCUGUUUCUGUGCUGUAUCUCUAAAGACUAAAGUAAGGGGCCGGGACCAUUCUUCACACUUGCAGUUCUAUCGCAGUUCAAAUCUGUAGACCCCAAGACAAAAACAGUCAUGUUGAGGAACUCAGCUGGGAGGAGAAACUGGUUCUGGUUCAUUAUAGUCACGUGUAACGAGGUACAGGGAAAAGAUUUGUUGAGCAUACUGUCGAAACAGAUCAGAUAAUACCACUGCACAUAAAUACAAUCAGGUUAAACUCCAGUCCAAUAGGUAGAGCAAAGGGGGAGAUACAGAGUGCAGAAUAUAGUUUUCAGCGUGGUAGGGCAUCAGUUCCAGAGACAAAGUCCAAUGUCCGCAAUGGGGUAGAGGUGAAUCAGACAGUGCCCCAGCUUAUGGAAGGACCGUUCAGAAGCCUGAUAACAGAGGGGAAGAAGCUGUUCCCGAGUCUGGUGGUGCGCGCUUUCAAGCUUCUGUACCUUCUGUCCGGGGUGAGGCAAGUCUUUGAUUAUGUUGAAACAUGGAACUACAGACGCUGGUUUACCCAAAAUGAUCGUCCUGACGCAAACCGUCACCUAUCCAUGUUUUCCAGAGAUUCUGCCUGACCCGCUGAGUUACUCCAGCACUUUGUGAAACGUCACCUAUCCAUGUUCUCCACAGAUGCUGCCUGACCCGCUGAGUUACUCCAGCACUCUGUGAAAAACGUCACCUAUCCAUGUUCUCCACAGAUGCUGCCUGACCCGCUGAGUUACUCCAGCACUCUGUGAAACGUCACCUAUCCAUGUUCUCCACAGAUGCUGCCUGACCCGCUGAGUUACUCCAGCACUUUGUGAAACGUCACCUAUCCAUGUUCUCCACAGAUGCUGCCUGACCCGCUGAGUUACUCCAGCACUCUGUGAAACGUCACCUAUCCAUGUUCUCCACAGAUGCUGCCUGACCCACUGAGUUACUCCAGCACUCUGUGUCUUCCCUUUUAACAAAUACCAACCUGUGCUUUAUCCAGAAUACCCUCAUAUACUUUAUAGAAAAUAUUUAAUCAGCAGUAAUGCAAGAUUUUAUUCACAAUUUUCCAAUUGUAAUCUAGAUAUUGUGAAUUUAUGUAAAUAGAUCUCGUAUAUUGAAAUUAGCAUAACCUAUGGAUAUCUUUGUAUUUAGAGCUGUAAUCAUCACCUUCUUGAAACGUUUGCAACUAUGAAAUGAAAGAUGUCUAUGUUUGAUUUCCUAAAUUGAAAUGUAAAAGAGCGAGUCUUUUACAUUCAAAUGUCUCACGGUGUUUUGAAAGAUUGUAUUGUCUAUUGUCUAUUGAAAUAAAACACGUGAAAUACUGCCAAUUAGACGUCUUUAGAUUAACAGAACAUUCUGCAACAGUGAGAAAAACUGGUUGCUUCACAAGUAAAUAUGAUGGUGCCAAACGCCACAGGCCCUUCUAAGUCCGUUCCAUUCACCCAUGUUUGUUGCAUAUCCCUCUGAGCGUUUUAUAUCUCUAUACCUGCCCGAGUCUCUCUUGAAGUGUUAAGGUUUGUUUUACUUCAAACAGACAAAAACACAAUAAAGUUAGUAAUAAAGUUGUAAAAUCUUUAUUUUGCCCAGGCGGGUGUGGCAGUCAACUCUCACAGUAUGUAAAAUACAGACUAUACAGAGUCACUCCAUCCCCACACACAGAGGUAAUGUUCAAUCAGAUAUAUGUAUACCCCAAUAAUCAGCAAUUCAGCAAUUCUUUAUCUUGGGGACAGGAAGAAAAUCCUGUCCCAGGCGAGUGUGGCAGUCAACUCUCACAGUAUGUAAAAUACAGACUAUACAGUCACUAUCCCCACACACAGGCAAUGUUCAAUCAGAUAUAUUUAUACCCCUAAAACCAGCAAUUCAACAAUUCUUUAUCUUACAGAGCGUUGUACAGCCUCUUGUCUGUUAGGAUUGACAGGUUCUUCCGAUAGAGGAAAGGUUAGCCCACAUAUGGUUAUGCUGUUUUUUUUGCAGACUCAAGCACAGAUUUUUUUUCCCUUGUUGACACACAUUACAAUUUUGUAGAGUAAAGGGUAAGAGCCAAGUGUCUGAACAUUCUCCUGAUUAUUUAUAUCAUAGAGAAAAACACUCAUGUAUUCAUGCUGUUAUCUUGCUAGUGUUAUGGAAGAAGGGUGAAAACAUCUCUGUUAUAGCGCUGUAACUUUGCUGGUGUAGUAGGAGAGAGAGGUUAAGCAUCUAUUUUAUUGCUUCCAAAUCUACAGCUGAAUCCAUUUUGCAACUUUUGAAUCUUUAAACUUUCUCAGAAGAACAGUGGUGCAGCUGGUAGCGUUUCUGACUCACGGCACCAAGAUCAAGAUCAAGAGAGUUUAUUGUCAUGUGUCCCUGAUAGGACAAUUAAAUUCUUGCUUUGCUUCAGCACAACAGAACAUAGUAGGCAUUGACUACAAAACAGAACAGUGAGUCCAUAUUCCAUUAUAUAAAUACUAGACCAAGUGCAGACCCGUUGGGUCUGCUCCCCCAAUGGUGUGAUCCCCCAACCCAAUAUUCCACCAUGCACCCGUCUCCUCCAACGGAACUGAAGCUGUCCCCAAAUGUAAGAUUCCAGCACUCCCCUGCCUCCCUCAGCAGUGGAUUUUAAAAAAAAAUCCAAUUGCACCUGCCCUGCCUGCUGCAGCAGUGAAAAGUUCAGAGUGUUCCUGUCUUGCAACUUUGUUUCGAAGUGUGUUGGCAGCUGAUAGGAAGGAGCAGCCGUCAAUGAAUCAAAAGGCAGCCGGACGGCAGCCGGUCGGAUGGCACAAGAGUUUUAUAUAUUAAUAGAAGAUAGAUAGAUAUACACAAAUGAAUAAAUAAACUGAUAAAGUACAAAUGAACAGAUAAUGGGCUAUUAAUGUUUAGAGUUUUGUCUGAGCCAAGUUUAAUAGCCUAGUUUAAUAGGAUAGGCAAAAAUAAGCUUUGGGGCUUCAGCCUAUUCCUUUUUCGGUCAUUGAUUAUGUGAACGUUGUGUGAAAUGGAUACAGUGUUGGUUCAUAUUCACGCAGAUUGUAAAGUGUUGUUCUUUUUAAUGUAUGACCCAAAUAAACCAUUCAUUCAAUCAUGCAUUA
Messenger RNA from Leucoraja erinaceus (little skate), 5801 nucleotides. RefSeq names its product atypical chemokine receptor 4-like. Lineage: Eukaryota; Metazoa; Chordata; Chondrichthyes; Rajiformes; Rajidae. Gene Ontology annotation, cellular component: membrane. The record is from RefSeq and is a predicted model, not a curated record. The coding region runs from base 1038 to 2114 and encodes 358 amino acids. Gene Ontology annotation, molecular function: chemokine binding; chemokine receptor activity; scavenger receptor activity. Gene Ontology annotation, biological process: G protein-coupled receptor signaling pathway; chemotaxis; immune response. The transcript is spliced from 2 exons.